UGUGGUAAAUCCCAGUCUGUUGUGGAGGUGUAAAACUGAUAUUGCACUUCAUUUGGUGUGAUAUUUCUAGAGAUAAAAUCAAAAGUAAUCAUCGAAAGUCGCUCUUGGACGGAAAAUGGACUCUCCUAACCAAGACUCUCCGGCGAUGUCCAGUGUUGGAGCCAGUGGAGGGUCAAUGCCGCCCGGUCUGACGGAGGACGAGGUGGAGGAGCUUACACUAGAGCUCAGUAAGGUGGAGGAUGAAAUUCAGACAUUGCGGCAGGUGCUCUCUGCCAAGGAGAGACACGCAAUGGACCUGAAAAAGAGACUGGGCAUGACUCCUCUAGAAGAACUCAAACAAAACAUCACCAAAGGCUGGCAGGAUGUCCAGUCUUCUAACGCUUAUCUUACAGCUUCAUCCACUAUGGAGGACAUACGCCACUCUGAUGCAUAUAAGAGGACUCAGGAGACUCUCUCUCAGGCGGGUCAGGUGACAUCUGCAGCUUUCUCCAGCAUGGGUUCAGCCAUCAGAAGUAAAUUUGGAGAGAUGAGGGCUCUACCUUACUCACACUCAACUGGCUCCAUGCGCCACUCCUUAAGUAUGCCCGCAAUGAGAAACUCACCUACAUUUAAGAACCUUGGGGAGAAGAUGGAAAACAUGAAGUACAAAGUGAAGGGGGACAGAGCCAAUGGAGAAAGCGCGCACUCCCCGUCUGAAAGGAGCCCGGCCGACAACGCACCCUUCUAACGAAAACACUACCUGAAGAACACUACACACCUCGGAGACUCCUGUGAAACCUGCAAACCCCCCCCCCCCCCCAGUGCACUUCACUGUCUCUAGAGCUUUACCGUCGCCCGGCUUACAUGAAUGUACCAAUAAACUUAACACAGCAAAGAAAUGUUCUGAACUAGCCCCGCGCACAUGCUGUAAAAAAAACAAGCAAACAACCAACCAACCAAACAAAAAAAACAUAGCCUCAUUAGAUGAUUCGUUUCAUAGCGUAAAGCCUGCAGAACUUUUAUUUCUGUUAAUGUACUGGAACUUCUCAUAUA
Chanos chanos (milkfish) is the source of this 1032-nucleotide messenger RNA. It is a transcript of the gene tpd52l2a, whose product is annotated as tpd52 like 2a. The record is from RefSeq and is a predicted model, not a curated record. NCBI's taxonomy places the organism in Eukaryota, Metazoa, Chordata, Actinopteri, Gonorynchiformes, Chanidae. Gene Ontology annotation, cellular component: cytoplasm. The transcript is spliced from 9 exons. The coding region runs from base 116 to 727 and encodes 203 amino acids.